AUGCACGAUUCAGCUCAGGCACGACUCAUGUUCAAGCGCGUCGUUGAAUCUACUACUACUGCUGCUUCGUCUCCUGACAUAGGGUUCUCGUUUGCCAACAACCAUACACAAAGCAUCGAUGCCUUUCCUUCAACCAUAUCAUCUACUACUGCUACGACUACAUCAACUCUCCCGUUUGUCGUGGCGUCGCCUCCGCUGUCAGUGACAUCUUCCUCCUCCUCCUCCUCCUCGAUAGAAGCAGCAGCAGCACCCACAUCUCAACCAACUCUUGCUCCAGCAGCAACAUCUGCCACCAAAACAUCCGACAAUGAUUCUUCCUCUUCUCUUUCAGGUGGUGCUAUUGCUGGUGUUGUGAUUGGUGUAUUGGCAGGUGUGAUUAUCAUAUGUCUGCUACUAUUUAUUGCUCGACGACGACGACAACGACGAAAACGAUCAUCAACAAGCAUCCCACCGAUGACUAACAAUUUCCAUGCCGUUUCCACAACUACCAACAACAACAUCAACAACCCAUCAACACCGGCAACACCUGCUGCUGCUGCUGCUGCUGGACCAGCACUUUUUGAACGUCCUCAACAAACUCCUGAUGAUCCAUGGUUAGGGCAGGCCCCAUUGGGUACAUACACUGUGGUGUCAACUUACAAUCCAUCGCUGGAAGAUGAGAUUUACGUGUUGCCAGGUGACACAAUUCAAGUUUACGCCGAAUAUGAUGAUGGCUGGUGCCUCGGCAUGAAUAUUAGCAGAGGUAACGCGCGUGGUGUAUUCCCCAAGCAUUGCAUCACUGUGGAUCAAGAUGAUAUUACAAACGAAGGCGCCGACACGUUGGAUGACGCUGGAGCACUAUCACCACCACAAGCAGAUAAAAGAAGAAGUAGAAGGACAAGCUCUCUUUUCAACACUGUACAGAAUUCACAAGAUAUCAAGUACUAG
Lichtheimia ornata is the source of this 927-nucleotide messenger RNA. RefSeq lists its product as uncharacterized. Gene Ontology annotation, molecular function: protein binding. The transcript is spliced from 2 exons. NCBI's taxonomy places the organism in Eukaryota, Fungi, Mucoromycota, Mucoromycetes, Mucorales, Lichtheimiaceae. The record is from RefSeq and is a predicted model, not a curated record. Bases 1 to 927 code for a protein of 308 amino acids.